AUGCCACUCUACUACGCUACGCUCCUAAUGGUGUACGCUCCUAAUGGUCCACUUACCUCUCAGCAUAACAGUCAGGGUCAGAAUGACUCCUCCUGGCGAGCUGAGCCAGGCUCUGUUCUCCCUUCACCCCUCCGACUCCCCUUCACUGUGAAACUUGUUGAGCGGUAUGAAUUUUCCCGGAGGGACCUCUGGUCUGAAGCAGACUACAGGGUUUUUUGGAAUGUCCCCACUUUCCAAUGUCACAAAUACGGCCUCAACUUCUCUUCGGUGUCUGAGCAUUGGGGUUUGACGCAGAACUAUCAGGAUGCGUUCCGGGGUGACACCAUAUCCAUUCUGUACGAUCCUGGUCUGUUCCCUGCUCUCCUGCCUACCACUGCGGGAGCUGCCCCUUCUAUCAGAAACGGGGGAGUGCCACAGGCCGGGAACAUCAGCCUACAUCUAGACCGUUUCCAGGAAGACAUCCUCAAACUGAUGCCUGCCUCCAACUUUAAAGGUAUUGGGAUAAUAGAUUUUGAGCACUGGAGGCCGAUCUGGAGGCAGAACUGGAUGUCGUUGUCCAUCUACAAAAACUACUCCCGAUACUUGGAGCGUCGUAGACACCCUCGAUGGCCCAAGCAGGAUAUCGAGAAGGAGGCGGCUGAGCGGUUUGAGUCAGCAGCCAAGGUGUGGAUGCUAGAGACACUGCGGCUAGCCAAGACUCUGAGGCCCAAGGCACUUUGGGGUUACUACGGAUUUCCGUUCUGCUUCAACAACAAACCUGUUGGACGAUCAAUGCCUUGCUCUCCUGAAGUUAUCCCUGAAAACAACAGGAUGAAGUGGCUAUUCUCGGAAAGCUCGGCAUUGUUCCCGUCCGUGUACCUGCGCAGCCAGGACAUGUCGGAACGUGCCAACGAGCAGUAUAUCACGAGCAGAGUGGACGAGUCCAUCAGGAUGUCCAGACUGUCACCCAAGAGGAAUCCCACUUACGUCUAUAUGUGGUCCAAGUAUCAAGACGUCAACAGGUUUCUCAGCAAAACUGACCUUUACAACUCUCUGGCUGUGCCCCGACGACGAGGUGCCGAGGGUGUGGUGGUCUGGGGAGCGACCAAAGACGUCAAUUCCAAGGAGAAAUGCCUAGCCAUGCUUGACUAUCUGGACAAUUAUCUGGGACCGACGGCUCUUGAGGUGAUUCAAGAGCAGCCAAAACCUCAACAAACGAACUUCUUGUCUGUGUUUGGCAAAUAAAUACUUGUAAUAUUAA
This is a messenger RNA of Homalodisca vitripennis (glassy-winged sharpshooter), 1240 nucleotides long. Its product is annotated as hyaluronidase B-like. The transcript is spliced from 7 exons. The record is from RefSeq and is a predicted model, not a curated record. Gene Ontology annotation, molecular function: hyalurononglucosaminidase activity. Bases 1 to 1224 code for a protein of 407 amino acids. Gene Ontology annotation, biological process: carbohydrate metabolic process; hyaluronan catabolic process; defense response. Lineage: Eukaryota; Metazoa; Arthropoda; Insecta; Hemiptera; Cicadellidae.